Molecule: messenger RNA, 669 nt
Organism: Bipolaris maydis ATCC 48331
Lineage: Eukaryota; Fungi; Ascomycota; Dothideomycetes; Pleosporales; Pleosporaceae
Product: transcription initiation factor TFIID 23-30kDa subunit-domain-containing protein
Biological process (GO): transcription initiation at RNA polymerase II promoter
Cellular component (GO): transcription factor TFIID complex; SAGA complex; nucleus
Molecular function (GO): RNA polymerase II general transcription initiation factor activity; promoter-specific chromatin binding
Source: RefSeq, a predicted model, not a curated record
AUGUCCGAAAACAACUCUCAGCCCCUCGAUACUAACAUGGAGGUGAAUGAUGAGCUGGACCGUACCGUCGAUGAGGAGAUCAAGCAAGACGCGACACAACUCGAGGCCGACGCCAUGAAUCUCGACGGCGCAAACGAUACAGAGCCUUCCGCAAUGAACGGCGCAGCAGACCCAGUCACCAGCUUUGAAGCGCGGAUACCUGCCAAGAAGGAUGCAACAUUGCGCGAGUUCCUGGGCAAGAUGGACGAGUACGCGCCCAUCAUCCCUGACGCAGUGACCAACUACUACCUCACCCGCGCCGGUCUGCCACCACCACCUCAGACAUCACAGCAUCUUGCGCGCCUCUUAGCGCUCGCGACCCAGAAGUUCAUCGCCGACAUUGCAGCCGACGCUUACCAGUUUUCGCGGAUUCGUUCCUCAAACACAACAAGCAACAACCCUAUGGGCGGCGCUGGAGGACCGCCAGGAGCAGCUGCGCCAGGAGGAGUGCCAGGCGGGAAGGACAGCGGUGCUAAGGCUAAGGACUAUAACCUCGGUAUCCAGCGGCCAGGUUAUGGCGGAGGUGGCCAGGGCGGCAGUCAGGGACGCACUGUACUCACCAUGGAGGACCUGGGCAUGGCAGUUGGCGAGUACGGCGUCAACAUUAAGCGUGGCGAGUUCUACCGCUAG